GAAAACCUUCUCCCUCAGAGUGACAUUAAAAGACUGAUGUCUGAAACAUACUAUGCCCAGCGCAUCACUCUGAAUAGUGAGGAAAAUAUAAUCAAAGUCAUGGAAGAAUGGCCUUACCUCUUCGACACCACCCAUCUGCUCGACCACACAGAGAAACUAAUAGGAUUUCCUGUCCAAACCAAAUUGCUGGACCAAAUUCAGGAGAAGGGCAAGAUCAUUACGGAGUUUCUUGGUAGCAAGGGAAUCACAGGAGUAACUAGAGAGCCAUUGAAACUCCUCCAGGGUCUAGUGAAGUACCUCGCAGAGGAGCAAAAGGUGCUUUUAAUAAAUGAAGAAGAUGCCUUAGCAGAGCUGCCAUGCACCCCGUGUAUCAUAGUUAUGGAUGAAGGAAGAUACAAGAUGUCAGUGGAUGAAGUCACAGUUGACAUCAUCGGCUGUCCACUAGUUGCUGUGAGCUAUAUGUUCAGCCUAUAUUAUGUGCUGAAUAUAAAGUAUCCAAAGGGAGCAGCCCUGACUCUGGAGUUCAUCCAGAGGUGCCUGCUAGGGAUAAACCCAGAACGGGGCACGAAAGCAGAAAAGGGGGGGAAACAGUACAACAUUCCCCCAAAACUGCUUCGAUUCCUGUCUGACCUUAAUGACUUCAAGAAUCCGUGGAAGAUUUAAAGCAGAAGAAGCAUCUCAAAUGGAGAGAAAGGAGAAGGAUGUGUCUGCGUACAGCUAUCUUUAUGGAGGACAACCAUGGGGUAUUAACUUUUUUUAAAUGAGGACCAUUUCGCAAAGUGAGGACAUUUAAGCCGGCCUCACUUUAUUUUCACUGUAAUGGCCUUUAGAGGCUAUUUACAUGCUUCUUUCAAGUUUUCAGAGAGAUCCUCAGAAAGGUGCAAAAAUCAGUUACUGUGCAUCUACACCUGUGUACGUACUCUGAAUACACACACUUUUGCUCUCUGUUGUCCUCUACUGACAUGGAUUUAUUUGCACUGGAGAAACUAAAACUAGAGAAAGACAUGUCACAUGGUUUUAGUAGGUGAAAUGAAAUGCAUAUUCAAUUUCAUUCUGGUCUAUUUAACUAUACUUGUGUUAUAUUGUAGAAAGUAUUUUCAUACUCUGCCUGAGAUGUACUUAAAAUGUAAACAGCUACAUGUUUUUAAUUCCAAAUUGACCUACUCUCAAUGUAUAGCCUUUUUUGUGAGAAAUGUUUUAUGUUACAGCCUGACCGAGGUUUCAGUGGCCGUUUUAUUACUCUGCAUUCUGCAUUGAGUCAAUGUACAACAGAAGUACACACACUGUGUUCAUCAGCAUACACCUUGUUCAUGUUAUCGAUCGGCCAGUUGGAUGCUGGUUGACCUUUAGUGGGAGGACUGUAUUUUUCUUAAAAUUGUAAACUUCACUCCAACUCUUCAGAUGUGUGCUUACACAGGCAUACAGUAUUUAUGGAUGAUUUAAAUUCCAAUACAACUACUGCUUUUGUUGGAUAAAAACUGGGUGUUAGUGGCUUAGAUUGUUAUUGUUACACAUGCUAAGCCUCUGUCCAAUACAUCAAGAUAACCAAAGCUCACAAGCAUAUUUACUAUAUGCACACAUGUUCUGAUAGUGAUGUUGAUAGGGUUUUUUUUGUCCCCAAGAGCCACAGGUCAUUUGUGUGGGUCCCAGGGAAAUUUAGUGGAUCUCCGAUAAGGCUGCACAAUAUGAGGAAAAUGUGCGAUAACGUUGUUGAAUAUCGCGAUAAUGAUAUAGCUUGUAAUGUGACAAA
This is a messenger RNA of Sander lucioperca (pikeperch), 1750 nucleotides long. RefSeq lists its product as uncharacterized. The record is from RefSeq and is a predicted model, not a curated record. Bases 37 to 663 code for a protein of 208 amino acids. The transcript has 5 exons. NCBI's taxonomy places the organism in Eukaryota, Metazoa, Chordata, Actinopteri, Perciformes, Percidae.